This is a messenger RNA of Fusarium odoratissimum NRRL 54006, 1791 nucleotides long. RefSeq lists its product as uncharacterized. The record is from RefSeq and is a predicted model, not a curated record. The coding region runs from base 1 to 1791 and encodes 596 amino acids. NCBI's taxonomy places the organism in Eukaryota, Fungi, Ascomycota, Sordariomycetes, Hypocreales, Nectriaceae. Gene Ontology annotation, biological process: DNA-templated transcription. Gene Ontology annotation, molecular function: DNA binding; zinc ion binding. The transcript is spliced from 7 exons.
AUGUACGAGUCCCGCGGACCGAAAGGUGCACUUUUACAUGAGAAGCAGCAGCUGACACUCUUCCCAGGCGACAGCUCCGUGCCUUGCGGAAAUUGUCGUGACCGUGAUAAGCACUGCGUAUACCUGCCCAAGUCCCGGAGAAGACGCAAGCGUAACGAGAAACGCAUGCUUUCCCCGGAGAGCCGACCAAACUCGGCAACCUUCACUUGCCACCUCCAAAUCGAUGACGACCAGGGCGAUGUGGGCUCCGAGGUGGACGGCGGUAACAUCGUUGUCGACAGGGCGGCCAUGACUCCACAUGGCUGCUUUCCACGGCCAGACACGCAAGGGCCAGAUGGGUUACAUUCCGGGUCUGACUGCGCGAGUGCCGCGGAGCCCAUCCAAUUGGGAACUUCACAGUUGCCUGACAUGCCACUGACUCGCCAUCAAGUUGCUCAAGGCUACAACUCCGAAACACAUACUCAGAUGUCUCUAGCUCCCGGGGACUCCGAAGCGGACUGUGAGGAGGCCACCAUCGACCUGAAGGAUAUCAACUGGGAACACCAUGGACCAGGGUCCUGGCUGUCGAUAUGUUCCGAGCCUGGCGUACGAUGGGUCUCGGUGAGAGCCAGGGCUAGCGGCUUCAACCAAGUAGCUCAAGAUCUAAUCGCGGACUGGACCAAACACUUGACCCUCUCCCAGUCUUCAAUUCGAGAAAAAGGACCAGAGCCAGACUUUGACACAGCUUGGCAUUAUGCAACCAGCUAUUUUGAGUACUCCCACGACAGUAUCUUCGGUGUUGUCUACCGUCCGGAGUUUGAGGAUCACCUCCGCCGCCACUUCCACUGCUCCAGCUCACCGGAAAAGGACACCGCCUCAUAUGCCAUGCGAAAUGCUGUGUAUGCAGCAGGGUGUCGAGCUGCUGCGGCAAUGGAUGGGGUCAAAGACUUCAAAGCGGUCCAAGAAAGGUCCCUGCAGUUCUUUUUCAACGCAAUCUCCGUGUAUGCCCAACUAGUCUACAUGCCCACUGGCCUCCGAGCAGUGCAGGCCUUGAUAGUCAUGACUUCGUUUGCAGAGCUGCUCGGUAGUCCGUCUGUGGAGUACAUGCUCUGUUCAACAGCAGUGCGCCUUGCGCAGUCCAAGGGCCUUCAUAGACAGCCGGCAAAGGCGUGGGGUCUUUCCGAGCUUGACGUGUUGAAUCGAUCUUGGAUGUUUUGGGCCCUGUACUGCCAUGACAAGUACAUCGCCUUGCGUUCUGGGCGCCCAUCGAUCAUAGACGACGAUGAUGUCAGCUGUGAAAUUCCCACCACCAUUCCGGCUGGCAGCGCAAUGGACGUGACUCUAUGCACUGCGUUUGUUAAACACGCUCAAAUCUGCUCUGAGACACUGAAACGGUUCUACUCCGCCCAAGGACAUGAUAAGUCCCCAGAAACACGGUUUCGAGAAGUAGAGUACGUCGAGUCAAAGCUGUCAGAAUGGCGAGAUCACCUGCCAGAUCAUGUUCCCGUGGAUUCUGCCGCUCUUGUACGUCUUCAGGGUUCUUACAAAGUCAGAGCGAACAUCAUCCGUUUGCACAGGGCCUAUUGGGGGAGUAUCAUUGAAUUGCACGCGAGCUUCCACUAUCCAUGGAUCUGCUCAAGAAUUAUCAUUGCGAAUAAGAAUAACAACUAUUUCCGUGACGCCGUCGCCCGAAGCUCGACCCAUACAGCAGACGCGGCCCGUCAGAUCAUCGCAUCCCUAAGACAUUGGGUUCCCGACCUCAACUCAUCAUCAACGCAAGUAUACCUAGAGCAAGCUUUGCACAUUGGCUAA